UAUGACAAGGCCCGAGAAUAUCAACAGAAAGCACUCGCUAUCCGAAUAGAAAUUGGUGACAGGGAUGGAGAAGCAUCAAGUUACGGAAACCUUGGAGCUUUGUUCCAAUCACUGGGUCAAUAUGACAAGGCCCGAGAAUAUCAGGAGAAAGCACUCGCUAUCAGAAUAGAAAUUGGUGACAGGAAUGGAGAAACAUCAAGCUACGGAAACCUAGGAACUUUGUUCCGAUCACUCGGUCAAUAUGACAAGGCCCGAGAAUAUCAGGAAAAAGCACUAGCUAUGACAAUAGAAAUUGGGGACAGGAAUGGAGAAGCAUCAAACUACGGAAACCUAGGAACUUUGUUCCGAUUGCUCGGUCAGUACGACAAGGCCCGAGAAUAUCAGGAGAAAGCACUCGCUAUCACAAUAGAAAUUGGUGACAAGGAUGGAGAAGCAAAAAGCUACGGAAACCUAGGAACUUUGUUCCAAUCGCUUGGUCAAUAUGAAAAGGCCCGAGAAUAUCAGGAGGAAGCACUCGCUAUUAGAAUAGAAAUUGGUGACAGGAAUGGAGAAGCAACAAGCUGCGGGAACCUAGGAACUUUGUUCCAAUCACUCGCUCAAUAUGACAAGGCCCGAGAAUAUCAGGAGAAAGCACUCGCUAUCAAAAUGGAAAUUGGUGACAGGAAUGGAGAAGCAUCAAUCUACGGAAACCUAGGAACUUUGUUCCAAUCACUCGCUCAAUAUAACAAAGCCCGAGAAUAUCAGGAGAAAGCACUCGCUAUCAAAAUAGAAAUUGGUGCCAGGAAUGGAGAAGCAUCAAGCUACGGAAACCUAGGAACUUUGUUCCAAUCGCUCGGUCAAUAUGACAAGGCCCGAGAAUAUCAGGAGAAAGCACUCGCUAUCAAAAUAGAAAUUGGUGACAGGCAUGGAGAAGCAACAUGCUACGGAAACCUAGGAACUUUGUUCCAAUCCCUCGGUCAAUAUGACAAGGCCCGAGAAUAUCAGGAGAAAGCACUCGCUAUCAGAAUAGAAAUUGGUGACAGGCAUAGAGAAGCAACAAGCUACGGAAACCUGGGAACUUUGUUCCAAUCACUCGCUCAAUAUGACAAGGCCCGAGAAUAUCAGGAGAAAGCACUCGCUAUCACAAUAGAAAUUGGUAAAAGGGAUGGAGAAGCAUCAAGCUACGGAAACCUAGGAACUUUGUUCCAAUCGCUCGGUCAAUAUGACAAGGCCCGAGAAUAUCAGGAAAAAGCACUCGAUAUCACAAUAGAAAUUGGUGACAGGCAUGGAGAAGCAUCAAGCUACGAGAACCUAGGAAGUUUGUUCCGAUCACUCAGUCAAUAUGACAAGGCCCGAGAAUAUCAGGAGAAAGCACUCGCCAUCAGAAUAGAAAUUAAUGACAGGGAUGGAGAAGCAACAAGCUACGGAAACCUUGGAACUUUGUUCCAAUCACUCGCUCAAUAUGACAAGGCCCGAGAAUAUCAGGAGAAAGCACUCGCUAUUACAAUAGAAAUUGGUAAAAGGGAUGGAGAAGCAUCAAGCUACGGAAACCUAGGAACUUUGUUCCAAUCGCUCGGUCAAUAUGACAAGGCCCGAGAAUAUCAGGAAAAAGCACUCGAUAUCACAAUAGAAAUUGGUGACAGGGAUGGAGAAGCAUCAAGCUACGAGAACCUAGGAAGUUUGUUCCGAUCACUCAGUCAAUAUGACAAGGCCCGAGAAUAUCAGGAGAAAGCACUCGCCAUCAGAAUAGAAAUUAAUGACAGGGAUGGAGAAGCAACAAGCUACAGAAACCUAGGAACUUUCUUCCAAUCACUCGCUCAAUAUGACAAGGCCCGAGAAUAUCAGGAGAAAGCACUCGCUAUCAGAAUAGAAAUUGGAGACAGGAAUGGAGAAGCAUCAAGCUACGGAAACCUAGGAACUUUGUUCCAAUCACUCGCUCAAUAUGACCUGGCCCGAGAAUAUCAGGAGAAAGCACUCGCUAUCAGAAUAGAAAUUGGUGACAGGCAUGGAGAAGCAACAAGCUACAGAAACCUUGGAACUUUGUUCCGAUCACUCGCUCAAUAUGACAAGGCCCGAGAGUAUCAGGAGAAAGCACUCGCUAUCAGAAUAGAAAUUGGUGACAGGCAUGGAGAAGCAACAAGCUACGGAAACCUUGGAGCUUUGUUCCAAUCACUCGCUCAAUAUGACAAGGCCCGAGAAUAUCAGGAGAAAGCACUCGCUAUCAAAAUAGAAAUUGGUGACAGGAAUGGAGAAGCAUCAAGUUACGGAAACCUAGGAACUUUGUUCCAAUCCCUCGGUCAAUAUGACAAGGCCCGAGAAUAUCAGGAGGAAGCACUCGUUAUCACAAUAGAAAUUGGGGACAGGAAUGGAGAAGCAACAAGCUACAGAAACCUAGGAACGUUGUUCCAAUCCCUCGGUCAAUAUGACAAGGCCCGAGAAUAUCAGGAGAAAGCACUCGAUAUCACAAUAGAAAUUGGUGACAGGAAUGGAGAAGCAACAAGCUACGGAAACCUAGGAACUUUGUUCCAAUCGCUCGGUCAAUAUGACAAGGCCCGAGAAUAUCAGGAGAAAGCACUCGCUAUCACAAUUGAAAUUGGUGACAGGAGUGGAGAGGCAACAAGCUACGGAAACCUAGGAGCUUUGUUCCAAUCACUCGCUCAAUAUGACAAGGCCCGAGUAUAUCAGGAGAAAGCACUCGCUAUCACAAUAGAAAUUGGUGAAAGGGAUGGAGAAGCAUCAAGCUACGGAAACCUAGGAACUUUGUUCCAAUCCCUCGGUCAAUAUGACAAGACCCGAAAAUAUCAGGAGAAAGCACUCGCUAUCACAAUAGAAAUUGGUGACAGCAAUGGAGAAGGAACAAGCUACGGAAACCUAGGAACUUUGUUCCAGUCACUCGGUCAAUAUGACAAGGCCCGAGAAUAUCUUGAGAAAGCACUCGCUAUCAAAAUGGAAAUUGGUGACAGGAAUGGAGAAGCAUCAAGCUACGGAAACCUAGGAACUUUGUUCCAAUCACUCGGUCAAUAUGACAAGGCCCGAGAAUAUCAGGAGAAAGCACUCGCUUUCACAAUAGAAAUUGGUGACAGGAAUCGAGAAGCAUCAAGCUACGGAAGCCUAGGAAGUUUGUUCCAAUCACUCGCUCAAUAUGACAAGGCCCGAAAAUAUCAGGAGAAAGCACUUGCUAUCAGAAUAGAAAUUGGUGACAGGAAUGGAGAAGCAACAAGCUACGGAAACCUUGGAACUUUGUUCCGAUCACUCGGUCAAUAUGACAAGGCCCGAGAAUAUCAAGAGAAAGCACUCGCUAUCAGAAUAGAAGUUGGUGACAGGAAUGGAGAAGCAUCAAGCUACGAGAACCUAGGAACUUUGUUCCAAUCACUCGGUCAAUAUGACAAGGCCCGAGAGUAUCAGGAGAAAGCAAUCGCUAUCAGAAUAGAAAUUACUGACAGGGAUGGAGAAGCAACAAGCUACGGAAACCUAGGAACUUUGUUCCAAUCGCUCGGUCAAUAUGACAAGGCCCGAGAAUAUCAGGAGAAAGCACUCGCUAUCAGAAUAGAAAUUGGUGGCAGGAAUGGAGAAGCAUCAAGCUACGGAAACCUAGGAACUUUGUUCCGAUCACUCGGUCAAUAUGACAAGGCCCGAGAAUAUCAGGAGAAAGCACUCGCUAUCCGAAUAGAAAUUGGUGACAGGAAUGGAGAAGCAACAAGCUACGGAAACCUAGGAACUUUGUUCCAAUCACUCGGUCAAUAUGACAAGGCCCGAGAAUACCAGGAGAAAGCACUCGCUAUCAGAAUAGAAAUUGGUGACAGGAAUGGAGAAGCAUCAAGCUACGGAAACCUAGGAACUUUGUUCCAAUCACUCGGUCAAUAUGACAAGGCCCGAGAAUAUCAGGAGAAAGCACUCUUUAUCAGAAUAGAAAUUAAUGACAGGGAUGGAGAGGCAACAAGCUACGGAAACCUUGGAACUUUGUUCCAAUCGUUUGGUCAAUAUAACAAGGCUCGAGAAUAUCAGGAGAAAGCACUCGCUAUCAGAAUAGAAAUUGGUGACAGGCAUGGAGAAGCAACAAGCUACGGAAACCUAGGAACUUUGUUCCAAUCGCUUGGUCAAUAUGACAAGGCCCGAGAAUAUCAGGAGAAAGCACUCGAUAUCACAAUAGAAAUUGGUGACAGGAAUGGAGAAGCAACAAGCUACGGAAACCUAGGAACUUUGUUCCAAUCGCUCUUUCAAUAUGACAAGGCCCGAGAAUAUGAGGAGAAAGCACUUGCUAUCACAAUAGAAAUUGGUGACAGGAAUGGAGAAGCAUCAAGCUACGGAAACCUAGGAACUUUGUUCCAAUCGCUCGGUCAAUAUGACAAGGCCCGAGAAUAUCAGGAGAAAGCACUCGCUAUCAGAAUAAAAAUUAAUGACAGGGAUGGAGAAGCAUCAAGCUACGGAAACCUAGGAACUUUGUUCCAGUCACUCGGUCAAUACGACAAGUCCCGAGAAUAUCAGGAGAAAGCACUCGCUAUCAAAAUAGAAAUUGGAGACAGGAAUGGAGAGGCAACAAGCUACGGAAACCUAGGAACUUUUUUCCAAUCACUCGCUCAAUAUGACAAGGCCCGAGAAUAUCAGGAGAAAGCACUCGCUAUCAGAACAGAAAUUGGUGACAGGCAUGGAGAAGCAAUAAGCUAUGGAAACCUCACAUUUUUGUUUCUCUCACUAGGCAUGUAUGCAAAGGCUGACGGCUAUCUAAAGAAGGCAAUGGCAGUUAGAAAGAGUAUCGAUGAUAGAAUCGGAGAAGCAGCAGACUACAUAAACCUUACUGUAAUUUCUUGUAAGCGUGGUGAAUAUGACAAGGCUCAAGAAUAUUGCGAGAAAGCUCUUUCAAUUUGCAUGGACAUCGGUGAUAGAGAAAAAGUAGUAGUCUGCUACAUCAAUUUAGGAUUGUGUUACCAAUCUCUUGGUAAAAGUGACAUAGCCGAAGGAUACCUUAAGCAAGCUCUUUUAUUAAGUAGGGAUAUUGGACACAACUUGAACGAGUUUUGCUGCCUUUGUGAUCUAGCGGUGUUAAUGGUGUCACAAGGUCAUCUUGAAGAGGCUCUUUGGUAUCUUUUUCAAGCCAUCCAAAAGUUCGACACUUUGAGAGGUUUUCUUAAAGAAAACGAUGAGUCUCAAAUAUCUCUUUUAGAGAGGUACGGCACCUUUCCCUACAUGUUGUUCAGCAGGUUGCUCUCUGUCACUGGUAAGCCGCAAGACGCCCUUUAUGUCGAAGAGCUGAGAAGGGCAAGAGGCCUGGCCGACUUGAUGACAGAUCGGUACUCUGUUCAAGAGCAGAUCUCAAGCGAUCCACAAUCUUGGUGUGGUAUUCAAGGGAUCAUCAGAAAAGAAGCAGACUGUGCAUGCCUGUACAUUUCGGUUGGUGAAAUUUACGUACGACUUUGGAUAAUAAAAGCAACGGGAGCUAUUCUUUUUUCACAAAAGAAAGUGAACCUGGACCCAAACAAGGUGACCGGAAUAGUCCCUGAGUUAGAUGACUUUUUUAAAGAACUGAUGUCACCUCUUAACUGUCAUUACUAUGAUACCGAAGAUUUCAAAACAAGUCUUCACUUGUGUUACAACAUAAUCAUUGCUCCCGUGGCCAGUUUACUGAAGCAGUCCGAGAUCAUAAUUGUGCCUGAUUCCUGUGUGUACCAUGUGCCAUUUGCAGCCUUGACUGACGAAGGAGGCAAGUAUUUAUCUGAGACAUGCAGGAUUCGGCUGGUUCCUUCUCUCACGACUCUAAAGCUUGUGCAAGACAGUCCUCCAAACCAUCACAGUCAGACCGGGGCUCUGAUAGUGGGUGACCCUGUGGUUGGAAAGGUGAUUCACAAGGGAAGGUGCAGAAAUAUGAUACCAUUGCCGUGUGCAAGAAAGGAAGCAGAGAUGAUUGGAACACUUCUUGGCGUAAGGCCUUUAAUAGGAGAGUCCGCUACUAAGCAUUCUGUACUCCAAGCGAUAAAUUCAGUGAGCCUGAUACACAUUGCUGCGCAUGGAGAUCCCGAAAGAGGGGAGAUUGCUCUUUCUCCUGAGCACCCUACCCUAUUCCGACCUUUUCCUCGAGAAGAAGAGUAUCUUUUGACGAUGGCAGAUAUUUCAAAAACUCGGUUGCGAGCUAAACUAGUGGUGCUUAGUUGUUGUCACAGUGCUCGUGGACAGAUUAGAACCGAGGGAGUUAUUGGAAUUGCCCGAGCUUUCUUAGGAGCCGGAGCUCGUUCAGUGUUAGCUGCACGAUGGGCCCUGGAUGACACAGCCACAGAGCAGUUCAUGACUUGUUUCUACAAACAUUUGUACCGCGGUGAAAGCGCAAGUGAAUCUCUCCACAAGGCCAGGAAGUGGAUGAGAAAUAACGGCUUUGAUAAAGUUUCUCAAUGGGCGCCAUUUAUGAUCAUGGGCGACAACGUGACAUUUGAUUUUGUAAAUUGA
Molecule: messenger RNA, 6414 nt
Organism: Pocillopora meandrina
Lineage: Eukaryota; Metazoa; Cnidaria; Anthozoa; Scleractinia; Pocilloporidae
Source: the annotation of a GenBank genome assembly